This is a messenger RNA of Danio aesculapii, 2706 nucleotides long. RefSeq names its product ClpB family mitochondrial disaggregase (gene clpb). The transcript is spliced from 11 exons. Gene Ontology annotation, cellular component: cytoplasm; mitochondrion. Gene Ontology annotation, biological process: cellular response to heat. Gene Ontology annotation, molecular function: ATP binding; ATP hydrolysis activity. The annotation marks the transcript as partial. Lineage: Eukaryota; Metazoa; Chordata; Actinopteri; Cypriniformes; Danionidae. The record is from RefSeq and is a predicted model, not a curated record.
ACUGCUGCAGGUGCCGACCCCUUGCUGAAGAACGAUCUGGGCCACACGCCGCUGAGUUACGCACGAGACGGAGAGCUGAGCGCAGUGCUGAGGGACGCACAGGACACGUUUGCGGAGGCGCAGCGGAAGCGUGAGGCAGAGGAAAGGAGGAAGUUUCCCCUAGAGCGUCGACUGAAGGAGCACAUCAUCGGACAGGAAGGAGCCAUUAAUACGGUGGCAUCAGCCAUCAGGAGGAAGGAGAACGGCUGGUAUGAUGAAGAGCAUCCGCUCGUCUUCCUCUUCCUGGGCUCGUCCGGAAUCGGUAAAACUGAACUGGCCAAGCAGGUUGCACGAUACAUGCACAAAGACAUCAAGAAGGGUUUCAUCCGCAUGGACAUGUCGGAGUUUCAGGAGAAGCAUGAGGUGGCGAAGUUCAUCGGGUCUCCUCCAGGUUAUGUUGGUCAUGAUGAAGGUGGUCAGCUCACCAAGCAGCUGAAGCAGAGUCCCGGCGCUGUGGUUCUGUUUGAUGAGGUGGAGAAAGCCCACCCAGAUGUGCUGACCGUCAUGCUGCAGCUCUUCGAUGAGGGUCGUCUGACUGACGGGAAGGGGAAAACCAUCGAGUGUAAAGACGCCAUCUUCAUCAUGACCUCAAACGCAGCCAGUGAUGAGAUUGCUCAGCAUGCACUGCAGCUCAGACAGGAAGCACAGGAGCAGAGCCGACGGCGGCUGGCGGAGAAUCUGGAUGAUGUGCAGAAGAGUGAGAACAUCACCAUCUCCAACACCUUCAAAGAGCAGGUGAUCCGGCCGAUACUCAAGGCUCAUUUCAGACGGGACGAGUUUUUGGGCCGGAUUAACGAGAUCGUGUACUUCCUGCCGUUCUGCCACUCAGAGCUCCUCCAGCUGGUCAGCAGAGAGCUGCACUACUGGGCCAAAAAGGCCAAGCAGAGGCACAACAUCACCCUGCUGUGGGAGCAUCCUGUGCUGGAGCUGCUGGUUAAAGGAUAUAACCUGCAUUACGGCGCUCGAUCCAUCAAACAUGAGGUGGAGCGGCGUGUAGUGAAUCAGCUAGCCGCAGCGUUCGAGCAGGAGUUGUUACCCAAGGGUUGUACUCUGCGUCUGACGGUGGACAGAGACUCUCAGCACACAGACGGAGCUGCAGUCCUGCAUCUGGAGCUGCUGCAGGAGGACAAAACCAGCCGAAAACUGGAGAUCCAGCCACCGCUCAACCCUCAGGACACCGCGCACACACCCCGAAACCAAUGAGCCCUUAGGAAGAGCUCACACACACAGAGAGAGACACAGACAUGGAUGCAGACAGAAUCACUGUAAGAAUCACAGACAGUCAUAGACAGAAUCACUCACAAAAUCACUAAAAGUCACAGACAAAGACAGAAGUACAUUAGGAGUCAUUGAAUGAAUCACAGACAGAGACAGUAUAAUAGGUGAAGUCACAGACAGACUUGCAGACAGUCGCAGACAAAGACAACAUCACAUUUAGAGUCAAUGACAGAGACCGACAGGAUCGUGGACACAGACGGAAUCACAGAUACAGACCGAACAACAGACAAAGUCACUGACAGACUUGCAGACAUUCGCAAACAAAGACAAAAUCACAUUCAGCGUCCACAGACAGAGUUACAGGGUCAUAGACACAGACCGAAUGACGUACAGAAUCACAGACGUAGACAGAACUAAGAUAGACACAGGAAUGGACAGACAAAGACAGAAACACAGAUAGUCAUGGAAAUAGACAUUGACAGAAUCACAGACAGACAAAGACAGAAUCACUGACACAAAAACAGACAAAGACAGAAUCACAGACAGAGUCACAGUGUCAUAGACACAUACCAAAUCACAGACAGAAUCACUGACAGACAUGACCUGAGUCACAGGCAGACACAGACAGAGACAUUAAUAGACAGACAAAGACAGAAUCACAGAAAUGAACAAAGACCGAAUCACAGACACAGAAAUGGACAAAGACAGAAUUACAGACACUGAACGGACAGACAAAGAUCUAAUCACAGACAUAGAAACAGACAAAGACAGAAUCACAGAAAUGGACAGAAUUACAGACACAGAAACAGACAGAAUCACAGAAAUGGACAGACAGAAACAGACGAAGACACAGAAAUAAACAGUCAAAAACCGAAUCACAGACACUAAAAUGGACAAGGACAGAAUCACAGAAAUGGACAGACUAAAACAGAAUCACAGAAACAGAAAGACAAAGACUCACAGAAAUGGACAAUGACAGAAUCACAGACAGAAACAGAUGAAGACAGAAUCACAGACAGUCACGGAAGUUAACAGACAAAGACAGAAUCACAGACACUGAGAGGACAGACUAAGAUCUAAUCACAGACAUAGAAACAGACAAAGAAAGAAUCACAUAAAUGGACAGACACUGACAGAAUCACAGACAGAAACAGACGAAGACAGAAUCACAGACAAUGAAAUGAGCAGACAAAGACCGAAACACAGACACUGAAGUGAACAAGGACAGAAUCACAUACAGAAACAGACAAAGACAGAAUCACAGACAGUCAUGGAAAUGAACAGACAAAGGCAGAAUCACAGACACAGAAAGGACAGACAAAGACCUAAUCACAGACACUGAAAUGGACAGCCAAAGACAGAAUCACAGACAGAAACAGCAAAAAACAGAAUCACAGACAGAAACAGACAAAGACCGAAUCACAGACAGUCACGGAAAUGAACUGACAA